Molecule: messenger RNA, 4480 nt
Organism: Cyprinodon tularosa
Lineage: Eukaryota; Metazoa; Chordata; Actinopteri; Cyprinodontiformes; Cyprinodontidae
Product: transmembrane protein FAM155A-like
Exons: 3
Coding region: 49-522 (157 amino acids)
Biological process (GO): calcium ion import across plasma membrane
Cellular component (GO): plasma membrane
Molecular function (GO): stretch-activated, monoatomic cation-selective, calcium channel activity
Source: RefSeq, a predicted model, not a curated record
GUUUACUUUGAUCCCCUAGAUGGUCCCCAAGCAAAAUAAGGAUAUCUGAUGGUUUAUAAGUCCUGGCUGUGUUCUCAGUACUUCCAGACCACCCAGAUACACUGCACCAAUCGAAUCCCCUGUGGCCAGUACUGCCUGGAGGUUCAACAGCGCUGCCCCUUUGUCCUCCCUGACAAUGAUGAUCUCAUUCAUGGAGGCAGCCCAAGUUUUGUAUGUACAGGAUUGCUGGAGGACUACCCAUCAGGUGUUGACCCAAAUGCAGAGUGUUGCGACGUACGGUGGGAUACAAAAGUGGACAACCGUUCCAGAGGGACCCUCAAAAGAACUCAUCCGCCAUGCCAGCAUCGUACCUCCCUUAGCUCUUCAGCAGCCUGCAGACUGUGUAACAGCCGGCUUAAACUCUGCCUGCUGGUCCUUGUCCUCCUACACACUGUUGCCAGCCUCACUGCAUCACACAAUGCAACAGGAAUGGGUCUCCCCACCUUCACGCCUCUGGAGGAGAGUCCCGCCAAUGAGGAGUGAUGAAGCAGCCGAGUGGAUGUGAGGUUGGAAAGGUGGGGAGGAAUUUCCUCACCAUGGCAACCAGCUUGAAAAAUACAGUGAUGGUGGGUGCGUACGGCUGGAGCUGUGUGCCUGUAGACAUACUGCAACACUUUAUGACAAACAAAAACAUAUGGGAAUGCUUUGAAAUGAGUUACGCUUCAAUCAAUCAAAACAAAGAAGUGAUGUAAUAAACAGACUCCCAUACACUAAGGGAUUCAAGUGAUCCCUUAGAUAGGAAAAGGGACAAUGCCACAACCUUUGUUCCUUGUGGCUGAGUUUCUCUAACAAAGCUUUUUUACACUGCGUUCUGAUUAUUGGUUUCUGUUGCUAUGGCUGACUAUAGAAUAACACAAUCAUCUUAUUUUCUUUAUUUCUCCUUUACUGGUUCCCUCAUUCAGGGACAAAUAUGUUCCUCUAAGACAGAAAAUGGGAUAAAUACUUAGCAGCAGGUUUGUGUGUGUUUGUGUGUGUGUGACAGAGAGAUGGAAUGUGUGCAUGUUGCUAUGCCAAAAAGCUUAUUUAAAAUGCUGAUUUCAUGGAGAGCCCUGCAGAAUUUCUCUGCACCACUGUGGGAGGUGGAGCAUAUUUCUGUUUGAAGAUCAUUGGGUUUGAUGGGGUUCUGAGUUCCAUUUAAAACGAUUUGACAGCAGCUCAUAGGUAUUUUUAAUUUGAUUUGAGAGAUAAUCAAAAAAUAACAGAAUAGUAUCGAAAUACAUUUCGUGAUUUAAUUAAAGUAAAUACUUGGGCUCAGGAAAUUUUUUAAUAUUUUCUACAUUUUUUUCCUUAACCAACCAUUUUUUUUCCUAUUGCGAUUUAAUAAAAUGCAACAGAAUCAAGUUUGAUUGGGAAAACCUUACUUAGACUAUGCUAUAAUUCUUUUUUCUAAACCUAAAUUUGAGAAAGAAUAAUUUGAUUUUACUAGUAGUGAAAUCCCAAAACCUUACUAUGUGAUUAUUCCGUAAAAAAAAAGCUUUACAACAAAAAAAAAAUUCAUACAAUUGUAUUUUUUAUUUUCAACAUGUAGUAAAGGUGGAAAACAACACUUUGUUAAAAAGAAAAUAGAUAAACAAAAAAACCACCCAGUCCUCUAAACACUGGAGAUCCAGCAACAACUAAUUAAAGUAAGAUCCGGCUUUGUUAGUCAUUCAAUCAAUCCUAAAACCCAGAACCAGUGUGGGUACGUCUGGAUGAUUAAAUACAACCUUUUUUGUCAUUUUAGCCCAGGAACAAGUUUUCUACUGAUAUAUGCAUGUCCAGUAAACCGGGAGUUAGAAGCACUAUGUGUUAUGGAGAUAAUUUCUUCCAUUUUUAUUUGGUGUGGGUGGGGAUGUUAACAUUUGUGCUUUAAAUAGCCUGGCACACAAAAUACAGGAAAUUAACACAUUUCAGAUUUGAACCCCUAUAUCUUAUUUAAAGACAAAAAUGACCCAAUAUAAUCUUCACCAUAUUACAGAUGACUCAAACUGUAACUUCUAUUAAUAUUGGCUGAAUUCUGCUUUCUGUCAUGCUCUGUAGCCUUUUUAAUCUCGCAUACAAAUAGACAAUUUUAGUUUAUCUCAGUGCAAUUGCAUGCAGAGGCUCUUCAAGGUGAUGCUACCUUACUCUCAGAACCACAUUUAAUCCCAAAACAUAACCUGUAGCAUUCAAUAUGUUUGCAUUUCAUUACUUAAAGCAUUACAAAUUCCAUUAUGUAAAGGGCUUAUUACUACUUAACAUAACAAACAUUUUCAUCCAUAGUGAGAACAGUUUCAAGACAGUUUUUUCUUUUCUUACAGAGAAAUUCAUUGAACUUAAAAGCAAAGGGCCUUUUUUUGUUACUGUAAUUGGAAAUGAAGCGCAGAAACAAACAGAAAAAUUAGCAUGUCACUGUUUGUGCACUCAAAGUCAACUGAGUUUACUUAUAUAUUAAUCAAGGGUUUUGUGAUAUAAGAAAGACAUGAUAUGACUUUAAGGGCUGACUUGUUUCCCUAGUUUUGUUUAUUUUAUUUUUUACUUUGAUUUGGAUGGUUGCAAGGUAUCAGGUAUUUGCUAAAAGCAAGGAUAUGUGGUCGAAUACAUUUUUACAUUCUAGUGUGUUAAUUAUCAACAUGAGAUGUUCCAUACAGAAUCUGAUGUCGUCAGUUUAUAGAACAGUUAUAUGGAGCUUUUAAUUCCACCUAUCGUGGUGUAUUUAUUGACUAAAUCAACUUUGCAUUUGCUGCUCAGACCUUGUGCCAUAAAACUCAUCACUAUACUUGUUUGCACAGAAAGCUCCUCAUGUAUCCAUUCUGGUUUAAGUUGUCUACAUUCAGUGUCAAAAAGGCUGCUAUACCGGAGUCCACCACUUGAUGGAGAGAUAUUCAUUCUUUCAUGUUAUCGCUGCUGCUGGAGGUCCAUACUUGAGCAUUAGAACUGUUAGAUACAGCAAUCAAAUAUAGUUUAGUUCUGAGAGAAAAUUAUUUUCUAUUACCCAUCAGUGUGUGGGCAGAAGGGUGCUUCUGGUGUUGCUGUGUGUGUACUUCCAAAUACUUCUUUUAUAUUAAUAUUUUUUUUUACUUUUACAUUUAUACAUUAUGAUUUUUUCAUUCUGAGCUGAUUACAAAACAUCAUGGCAUGGGCAUACGGGAUGGUUACACUUACAGGUGCUGUCUUCAGACUCCAGAGAUCUACAGUAUUACUCUGUAUUGCACCGCAGCCCUACACCUGCAUUAGGUGAUCCUAUUUGACAUUAUUGUUUAUUGUAUUGUUACACAGAACACAAAAAUAUUCUUCCUUCACUUUCCUCUGCCAAGUCUGAAAAAAAAUAGCAAAUCUUUCCGAAAUUAACUUGAAAUGUAACAUCUAAAUGUUAAGUUGAAAAGUGGAUUUAAAACAACAUUAACAUAUCCGUACAUCCAGAUUGGUAACAUAGUGGGUGGAAAAAAUGGCUCAACCUGAACACCACUCAUUCAAAAACCUCCAUGUUUGCAAAUGAGUUUACUUUGAAAUUUAAUGAGCAUGCUUUUAUUUCAACAAAGUUCAAAACAUUGACAUAGAAGACAUGUUUUCAUUGUGCAUCUUCACUACGGUUGCAUGGGGAUGAAUGUUGUGUACCAGUUGCCAUUUAACCCAACUCAUUCAGACAUUUACAGGAAGGAUUCACAUGUUUACAUGAAUUAAUUAGAUCAAUAUUUGGUCAUGUUUGCAGUGCAUACAACAAUUAUACCUUAAUCUUAAUGCUUAAUUAUGUCAAAAUAGUUCGGCAUUACACAGUGUAGAAAACAUUGUAGGCUCAUAUUGAAUCAGUCUUCAUUCCUUGAAAUGGUCUGUAGCAGCUGUAGGUUAGACUCAGUCAACUUUUGUAACAUGUUAAUAUUUGUGCUUUCUUCCUGCACAAAUUGGCCAUUAAUGCCUGUUGCUCUCAUUUAAUCAUUAGUUUUCUCUGUCUGUUCAAAAGUUAUUUUCUCUACCCCUGGAUCUAUGCAGAAGCUCAUUUUUUGUUGUUGUUGUAAAUAUGUUCCUUGGUAUGCUGAUCAAUGUAUGUUUCUCCUUUUCUUAUUUAAUGUCACACUGUUUCUUCCCUCUUUUAUGUCUUUUAUUUGAUUUGAAUGUCUGAAAUCACUGAUGUCUCAAGACAGUGUGGCACAGUUAGACCAACAGAUUUUGCCCUUAGCAUCACAGCCUUUUUGUAAAAGGCUGCAGAUGUAUGUGUGUAUGUGAAUGCAAAAGGUUUAUUAUACUACAAAUGAAAAAGGUUUAAAGGAAUAUAGAAGUACCAUUACGAUUACUAUUAUUAUUACUAUUAUACUACUAGUAUAUUGUAAUAUUAUAGAUGCUUUAGUUCAAGUAACUUAUUUAAUUUUUUUACAAAGAACUUUGAGAUGAAAUGAUUUAUAAAAGAGUAUCACAGGUAAUGUUUUUUGAAGAGUAUGAAAACUACAGCUACAAUUAUUGAAAAAUGUGUUCAAAUAAAAAUAAA